Molecule: messenger RNA, 1491 nt
Organism: Rasamsonia emersonii CBS 393.64
Lineage: Eukaryota; Fungi; Ascomycota; Eurotiomycetes; Eurotiales; Trichocomaceae
Exons: 2
Coding region: 1-1491 (496 amino acids)
Biological process (GO): regulation of transcription by RNA polymerase II
Cellular component (GO): nucleus
Molecular function (GO): RNA polymerase II cis-regulatory region sequence-specific DNA binding; DNA-binding transcription factor activity, RNA polymerase II-specific
Source: RefSeq, a predicted model, not a curated record
AUGAUCAAAGGACAUCCACCAACCCCUCCCCAAUCCACGGAUGGCGAUAUUCGCCCCGAAUGUUACUUGAGGCCUCCAGGCAUUCUCCAGAAGGAUCACAUCCAUGAGACCCCAUCAAACCUGCCUGUUCAGACCGAAAUGAAUGUCCAUAACCACCACAACAGCGAAAAGUCUUUGGGGUUCGCAGCUACCGUGGCACAUAAUCUACCCGCACACAUAACCGCCGAAAAUGGAAUCAUGACACGAAGUGGUCGAUCAAUUCUACCACCUGGCUCGCCCGUGGGUGUUAGAAAUGCCGCAGCCGACAAGGCGAGGGUCGUGAAAUCUCCCAGGACCAGGCGUCGUAGCAAGCCUGCCAAAACAGACAAAGGAGCGCCCCCAAACAUAACGGCCCCUCUGAGCGAACUGACCAAAGACAUGACACACAUUCCUAUUAAAGACAUGGAGGCUUGGGUUAACAGACCCAUCGAAGUCCGUCGCCGAGAGGUUGCCCUGAAGAACGGAAAGAUCGCCAGGCCGAUGAAUUCUUUCAUGCUCUAUCGUUCUGCAUAUGCUGAGAGAACGAAGGAGUGGUGCGCGCAGAACAAUCAUCAAGUCGUUUCCAGGGCCUCUGGUCAGAGCUGGCCUCUGGAACCUCCCGAAAUCAGAGAAAAGUUCGAAUUGUUGGCGAUCAUCGAGAGAGACAAUCACCAGAAAGCGCACCCGGAGUACAAGUUUGCUCCAAAUAAGAACCAGACUCCACCUCGAAAGAAGCGCUCUGUCGAAGGAGAUGAUAACAGCGAUGUCGAUGAGGCAGAAUUUGACAUUCGAUCCACAUCGCCACCGAACCCAAAGAGAGCGAGGAGUUCUGAAGUCGAUAGCUGCUAUGAGAGUCGCGAGUCGACUCCUUUUGACAGCCAAGGGUCGGUUCUCUCUGACAGUUUCAACCAGUCGCCCUGGAAGAACAACGGCCACAAUGCAAACAGAUCGAUUCCAGGUUUGAUGUCACCACCUGAACAGACGUUCUACUACCCACAGCACGGGGUCCAAUCCGGCAUGAUAAGGUCGCACGUAGAAGACGCGCCAUUCCCCAAACCUGGUUUCUCUGGUGGCCUUUACAACACCUCUGCAACAUUGGCCGGCAUUCCCGGAAAUAUUCACCAUGACUUGCUGCGCUCAUACCCUGCUGUUAACACCCCGCCUCAGAUUGAUGACGCUCAACUCGAUCCCCAGCUACUGGCAGUUGAUAACACAGUUGUGGACGUCGCUGCCCGACCUUCCAACUGCCAGUAUACACUCUGGCAGUCAGAACACGAGCUCAACAGCUUUGCACCGGUACCUAGUCCUGUAGGACUGAAUCCGGUCCCAUUUGAUAUUGGAUUGCCCAAUUAUGCGGGGGUACAGACCUUCGAGGAGGGACACAGCAUCUGGAACUUCAGCAACGAAGAGGGCAUUGGUGAAGCCGGAAAGGAGUUCGAUCAAUGGCUCAAUUCCCAGACAACGGCAUUUUGA